This is a messenger RNA of Oncorhynchus kisutch (coho salmon), 4788 nucleotides long. RefSeq names its product tropomyosin alpha-4 chain-like. NCBI's taxonomy places the organism in Eukaryota, Metazoa, Chordata, Actinopteri, Salmoniformes, Salmonidae. The record is from RefSeq and is a predicted model, not a curated record. Bases 2854 to 3708 code for a protein of 284 amino acids. The transcript is spliced from 9 exons.
CUAAAGUUACAGAAAAAAAUGUGGCAAAACAAUAAACUUUUUGUCAUGAACACAAAGUGUUAUGUUUGGGGCAAAUCCAAUACAACACAUUACGGAGUACCACUCCCCAUUUUAUCAAGCAUAGCGGUGGCGGCAUCAUGUUAUGGGUAUUGCUUGUAAUCAUUGGGGAGCUUUUCAGGAUAAAAAGAAAAGGAAUGGAGCUAAGCACAGGCAAAAUCCUAGAGGAGGCCCUGGUUCAGUCUUCUUUCCACCAGACACUGGGAGAUGAAUACACUUUUCAGCAGGACAAUAACCUAAAACACAAGGCCAAAUCUACAAUGGAGUUGCUUACCAAGAAGACAGUGAAUGUUCCUGAGUGGCUGAGUUACAGUUUUGACUUAAAUCUAUGGCAAGACCUGUAAAUGGUUGAAUAGCAUUGAUCAACCACCAGAAUAAUGGGAUAAUGUUUCACAAUCCAGGUGUGGAAAUCUCUUAGAGACUUGCCCAGAGAGACUCACAGCUGUAAAUGCUGCCAAACGUGCUUCUACAAAGUAUUGACUAAGUGGUCUAAAAACGUAUGUAAAUGAGAUAUUUCUCUAUUUAAUUUUCAAUAAAUUUGCAAAAAUUUCUAAAAGAUGUUUUCACUUUCUCAUUAUUGGGUAGAUGGGUGAGAGAGAAAAAAUAGAUUUAAUUCAUUUUGAAUUCAACCUGUAACACAGCAAAAUAUGGAAUAAGUCAAGGGGUAUGAAUAAUUUUAGAAGGCACUGUAUUUGGUACCAGCUCCAUACAGUCCAUCCAAUUGCUUGUCUGAAUUCAGGCCUAUUCCUACAGAGACAGACAGACAGGGAAGGUGCAGAGGAAGCCAGUUGUAACACAUAUUUGAAUAGCUAUGAUAUGUGAUCAUUCUAGUUCUCAAUCCACAGGACAUCCAUCCAUGCAGAAAUGCAAUGUGAGCUAAACAGCAUUGCAAUGUCUUAUUCUCAAGAGGAGAAAAGGCCACAACAAAGAAGCAUUAAAACACUAAAUGUCAAGAAUUGUGAAAAACUGAGUUUAAAUGGCUAAGGUGUAUGUAAACUUCCAACUUCAACUGUAAAUAUUCCCUUUGAUAAAUUCUGAAUUCCUUAUGGAUUUGGAUUCCUCACGUCUCAUUCCUUAUUGGAUGAGAUUCGUUAUGACAGUACUUGUUUACUUAGUGGGGGGGUACCUUAAAGUGCUUACAUGAAAUGACUUGUUCCCUAUAAAUCAAUUGUAUUAUUAUAUCAGCCUAUCAUCAAAUGCUCUUUGCCAGAUAUCAAACGAUGAUUGUUAUGGAUUUGAACUACUUAUUCCUCUAUGAUAAUGCCGUUAGCCUGGGUUGACAGGCAGGCUGGACGGCACAUGGUGUGACAUUUUUCACUUCAUCCCCAGUGAGCUUUUCUGGGCCAACUCCCUUCACACUGCCCAGAGGAAAUAUGAACGAUUGAUAUAUGGCACCUUUUCACCUCAGUGUCAGCCAUGUCAAAGCAGCCGAUGUGUCUGUAAACAAUACUGCUCCAUGAAUGAGGUGAGUUGGGGCAAGUAGGAUGCCUUUGGCACACCUGAAAGUGAAAACACUUUCUUGUAAAUCAGAUCAGGUUCCUCACUAGAAUCUGGUUGGCAUGUGUCAAGAUGCAAAGUCAAAUCGAUAAAAGGCUGUUGUUGUAGUGGUUUACCACAGCUAGUCAGCGGGCAAUGCCCUUUAUUGAGACAGUUUUAGUGCAGCUGGUAUGCUACUAAACUGUGAAGACAGACAGGCUGUGGGUCCAGGUUUAGGGGGGACACUCCUACCUCCUGCACAUCUUUCCACUCCCUAUAAGACAAAACCUCUCCACAGUUCUCUGUGACUCAAACUCAAAUGUCAGGUGUCUAGAAAUCAAAGCAAAAUGGUAUCUUUCAGAGGUUGGUGUUUGGUAGCAGAAUGCUGAAUUAUUCAAUAUGUUUAAUACUCCAGUACAGUAGAUGUCAAUCAAUAAUAAGAAUCAUAUUUAUUUGUGUACAUCUUCCUAUUUCAAUGGCAGACAUUAUUCUCCAUUCUCUCCCAUCAACAGGACAUCUGAUCCCCUCAUCCAAACCUCAAAACCUUGGCAUUCCAACUAAUAUCAUCUGGUGAGGGGAAACUUCAAUGUAAACUCAUUACCUGUCCUCUGUUGUAUGUGGAGCUGCUAAGCAUCCUUUAUUAGUGACUUGGGCGGACCGUCCAACAACAGACGUCUUCACCAAGCAAUCACAACUUGUUAACUCUCUCUCUCUCUAUGGCUCACCCAUAACAGAGCCAACCCUAUUCUUGAGCAGGACGAGAGGUGUGUUAAGCGUCAUAUGCCAACUCUUCCAUCCACAGGGUUAAAUGUUGAAUUAGGCCCUGUGUUUCUCUCCCCUGUCUGAUCUGUCUUUUUUCUGUGAAAACAUAGCAACCCAAAUAAGGAGAUUGGCUGAGAGCUGCUGUGUAAGUGAGUGUUUACAGCGGUCCAAGCCAUUCCUUAGAAAGGCCUCGUAUGAGUGGUUUGAUUGGGUGGUGGGGUGGGUGGAUGUCUGGUGAGGGGGGCAGAGUGGUGCGUGGAGGGAUGGAGGGAGGAAGGGAGAGGGAAGCAUCGGAGACUACACUCAGGUUUGGUUGGAGGUUUAAAGCAUUGACAGCAGCCCUAGGCUCAAGUCUGCAUCCCUCUGUGUUGAGUUUGCAACCUCUUGUCUCGCACUCCAUUGCUCUCCCUCUUUCUCUGUUUCUCUAGCCCUCUGACUUGUGGACUCAGGAUCUAGUAGUCACUCCAUUACUGCAUAGGACAGGCUCUAUCUCAAACUACAGGGGUAACACAACUUUCUCAGCUACAUUUCUCUCAGUGAGCACACUAACCAGGCACUAUGGAGGCCAUCAAGAAGAAGAUGCAGAUGCUGAAGCUGGACAAGGAGAACGCCAUCGACCGCGCAGAGCAGGCUGAGACCGACAAGAAGGCAGCAGAGGACAAGUACAAGCAGCUGGAAGACGAGCUGCUGGGCCUGCAGAAGAACCUGAAGGGGACUGAAGACGAGCUGGACAAAUACUCUGAGGCCCUCAAAGACGCCCAGGAGAAACUGGAACAGUCUGAGAAGACCGCCGCAGACGCGGAGGGUGAUGUGGCGGGUCUGAACCGCAGGAUCCAGCUGGUGGAGGAGGAGUUGGACCGGGCCCAGGAGAGGCUGGCCACUGCGCUGCAGAAACUGGAGGAGGCAGAGAAGGCUGCGGAUGAGAGCGAGAGAGGCAUGAAGGUGAUCGAGAACCGGGCCUCCAAGGACGAGGAGAAGAUGGAGAUGCAGGAGAUGCAGCUAAAGGAGGCCAAACACAUCGCUGAGGAGGCCGACCGCAAAUACGAGGAGGUGGCCCGUAAGCUGGUAAUCCUUGAGGGAGAACUGGAGAGAGCUGAGGAGAGGGCCGAGGUCUCAGAACUUAAAGGCAGUGAUCUGGAGGAGGAGUUGAAAAAUGUGACCAACAACCUAAAAUCCCUAGAAGCCUCAUCUGAGAAGUACUCAGAAAAAGAGGACAAGUAUGAAGAGGAGAUCAAGGUUCUUAGUGACAAGCUGAAGGAGGCUGAGACUCGUGCAGAGUUUGCAGAGAGGACAGUGGCCAAACUGGAAAAGUUCAUUGAUGACCUGGAAGAAAAAUUAGCAGGUGCCAAAGAAGAGAACCUGGGAAUGCAUCAAGUCCUGGAUCAAACACUGCAAGAGCUCAACAGCUUAUAAAGAUGAGGAGGAAGAUGGAGAGGAUAAAAGUCUUGCAACAUUCCAUAAAUAUUACAUUUCAUUCCACAUUUUGAGCUGUAAAGUCUUAUUCCCAGCGAAAGGGGAUUAACUUAACUUGUACCCUUUGUUUUUUAAACCAAUGAGUCAAGAAUAGAAAAAAACAACUCAUAUUUGACAUGUGCACUCAAAAGCAUGUUUUGAAAUAGGUUGUGUUAUAUGUAUGGCCUUCAUUUAUGUAUGAUUCAUGAGCUCCACCGAGAGUUAUUUUGCAAACAGUUGACAGGAAUCAGCUUUUACCAACUGACAUGGUAAUUUAGUGCAUGCACAAUGUAUGUGAACAUAUCCACAGGUUGGACUGUGCCUUUUAAUAAUGAGCCAAUAUUCUACCUUUGGUGUAUAUGUGUGUGCUAACAUGGUCAUUGACACUAGAGGAAGACUCAUGGAAACGAUGGUGAACAUGUCUGUGGUGCUACUGGUGGUGCUAAAAUACUGUGACUAUCAUUCAGGUGGAGGGAUUGCCAAAGUGAAGAAAAUAAAUAAAUUAUGUGAAAAGAGUAUUCUAUACAAAUCUUUCAAGGAACUACAACUCCUCUUCUGACCUAACCUAUUAUCUGUAUGGUCUUAAAGUCCUGCCAUAUGCUGACAUGCAGCUUCAUAGCACCUCCUUUCCACUAUGGCCUGACAUGCCUGCCACUAUCCCAGCUCUGCAUUUGGCUGCCUAGCCUAGGUGUAAAAUCAUAAUCCUGGUAUUAUAUUGUGGUGGUAGCAUAUUUAAUAAAAGUUCAACCAAAAAAAGCACCACUGGGGCCUCAAUCAAGGUAAUAAAACAUGGACACUUAUUGUAUAUAGUAGAAUAAUGUUAGUUAUUGAUGUAUUGCUCCAGUUUUACAAAACUUUCAGUCAGGGGAACUCUCGAAACCAAAGAAUACACAAACCACAGAAGGUGAACCGUCAAAAGGUUUUAUUGUUGUCUGUGAAGGUAAUCAAUCAAGGCUUCUCAUCCUUAUUUGACUGAGUCUGUGUUGAAAUGAUUCAUUCACUUUUCCAGCUUUCAGUCUAAUAAAUUUUUACACAACCUGG